This is a messenger RNA of Capsicum annuum, 2913 nucleotides long. RefSeq lists its product as uncharacterized. NCBI's taxonomy places the organism in Eukaryota, Viridiplantae, Streptophyta, Magnoliopsida, Solanales, Solanaceae. The transcript is spliced from 5 exons. The record is from RefSeq and is a predicted model, not a curated record. The coding region runs from base 1 to 2913 and encodes 970 amino acids.
AUGACAUACGACGGCAACGAGGAGGUUCACAGCGGAGACAAUUUGGGAAAAACCAAGACCAAGAAAUGUGACAAGAGUAGGAACAAAGAUGAGGCUCAAAUUCUAGUUAGUGAGGCUGUUACAAAUAUGGAAGAUGGUGAAGGUCCUGCAUCUGGCUCUCUUGAUGAGAGAAUCGUUAGCACGGAGGCUGGUUUAGCGGUUUUGGGCCAUCGCUUCAAGACCCUUGAGUCCAACGUUGGUACCCUUGAGGCGGCUGCUCUUGAAGGGCUGGACGAAGUCAAGGCUGACUUUUCCAAGCAAAAUGAAGAGCACAAGAAGGGGCUGACCAGCUUGGAACUCAAGCUUACGGAAGCAUUAUCGAUGCUACAUGAGGAGUUUGGGUCAAAACUGUUCGAGGUGAUGUUGGGGCAGUCCGCUUUGCAGGAAGAAGUUGCUGAUUUGAAGCAACAACUGGAAGCAUCCCGUGUUGGUGGAAAUCAUGGUUUCGUGGCUUACCAUAAUACUAGUAUUGAGGCUCCUAAACCGAACGUGUUUAAGGGUGAGAGGAACUCUCAAGAUGUAGAGAAUUUCAUAUGGCAAUUGGAGUCGUAUUUUGAGCACAUCAAGUUUGUUGACAGGACAGCAAGGAUCCGGAUUGCAACCAUGUACUUUAGCGACGUCGCAAUAUUGUGGUGGCAGUUGAGGAGGCGUAAUGUCAAGACCGUGGAUGAGGCCAUUAAAGUGGCAGAAUCCUUGACUGAUUUUCAUGCCGAUUAUGCCAAGGCGAAGGAUAGUCGGAACAAGCCCGUUGCUACCAAGGGAGAUCGUGGGGACAAGGUCAAAGACAAGUUUGUUCCCAACAAAAAUCGUGAGUUCAAAGGCGAAUGCAACCAGCUAUCGUCAUUCCGGAAGAACUACCAGGAGAAGAAGAAAGAUGUAGCUAACCGCGAUAGCGGCUGCUACCUUUGCGGGGAUAUGUCUCACUUUGCUAGAUAUUUUCCUUCAUUGAGUAAGAUGGAAACGACGAUUGCAGCAACACGGAAGGAUCAAUCUAGUGCGCAAGUCGGGGGUUCCGGGGAGCAAGAAGCACAAGCUGCUAAUCCGGGGAAAGGAAAGGGACAUGCCAUGGGUUUGUUCAACCACAUGGCUUUGUUUAACCACAUGACGCUUGUAGCUCUUUCUGCAAAGAAGCAGUCAUUAUUUGUUGAUGAGGAGGUGAAUGGGCGAGCAGUUCACAUUAUGGUGGACAUCGGAGCAACGCAUAACUUUGUUACGGAGGAAAAGGCCAAAGAAAUUGGACUUGCAUUCGUGACCAGUGAUUCAAUGUUAAAGACUGUUAAUUGUAUCCCUACCAAUGUCAAUGGCCUCGCUCCUCGGGUGAGUCUCACCUUGGGAGGUUGGAAGGGAGAAACGGAUUUUUCGGUUGUCCCGAUGGAUGUCUUUGAUAUUUUUUUGGGGAUGGAUUUUUGGUAUGAGAUUAAUGUGUUUAUUUUGCCACGUCUUAACCAGCUAGCCAUUUGCGAUGUGGGUGGUUCUUUCAUUGUUCCACUUAUUCGUGUCGCUCAAAGUGGAACACGUUUGUCGGCAAUGCAGCUUGUUAAAGGUUUCAAGAAAGGAGAAGCAACCUUUCUUGUGACAUUUAUGGAGAUUGUGGGCUGCCAAGAAGAUGAAUUAUUGCCCUCAUGUGUCCAACGUGUUCUUGAAGAGAACAAGGAUGUAAUACCGGAGGAGCUUCCCAAAUGGUUACCUCCACGAAGGGAAGUUGAUCACGAAAUCGAGUUGGUUCCCGGGGCAAAGCCACCAGCUAUGACCCCGUAUCGAAUGUCGCCUCCGGAGCUUGAAGAACUUAGAAAACAACUCAAGGAGUUGCUGGAAUCAGGCCACAUCCGACCAUCUAAGGCACCCUUUGGAGCUCUGGUCACGGUGAAAAACAAAUAUCCCAUUCCCUUGAUAGCUGAUUUGUUUGAUCGUUUGGGGAAAGCCAAAGUGUUCACAAAGAUGUAUUUGAGGAAGGGCUAUUAUCAAGUUCGCAUAGUCGAAGGAGAUGAAGCCAAGACGACUUGUGUGACUCGUUAUGGGUCCUUUGAGUGGCUGGUCAUGCCUUUUGGACUGACCAAUGCACCAGCCACAUUUUUUACCCUAAAGAACAAGAUUUUCCAGCCAUACUUGGAUCAAUUCGUGGUCAUAUACCUGGACGACAUUGUUGUUUAUAGUAGCUCAAUGGAGGAGCAUCUAAAGGUGCAAUUCUUGGGCCAUACGAUCAGCCAAGGGCAGAUUCAGAUGGAUAGCGACAAAGUUGAGGCGAUCUGGGAUUGGGAGGCUCCAACGAAGGUGCCCGAAUUAAGGUCCUUCCUUGGCUUUGCUAAUUAUUACCGGAGAUUUAUUCUUGGAUACUCGGAUAUUGCUUCUCCACUCACGGAUUUAUUGAAGAAGAAUCGUGUCUGGGAGUGGAAUAUGCAAACGGAUGCAUACGAUUUUGCUAUUGGUGGUGUCCUAACGCAAGAGGGCCAUCCGAUAGCAUUUGACAGUAGAAAAUUGAAUGAUGCAGAGCGGCGCUAUACAUUCCACGAAAGGGAGAUGACGGCCAUUGUCCAUUGCCUAAGGACAUGGCGUCAUUAUUUGUUGGGAGCUCAUUUCCUCGUUAAGACGGAUAAUGUAGUGACUAGCUACUUCCAAUCACAAAAGAAACUAUUGCCAAAGCAGGCUCGAUGGCAAGAUUUCUUGGCAGAGUUUGAUUACUCAUUGGAGUAUAAACCGGGAAAAGCAAAUGUUGUGGCUGAUGCAUUAAGUCGCAAGGCUGUUUUGGCAACACUUUUGAGCACUACCAGCUGUAGUGUGCUGGAUUCCAUCAAAGAAGGGAUGGAACAUGAUCCCGUUGCCAAGCAACUUCUUGAUUUGGCGCGCAAAGGAAAGACCCAAAAGUUUUGGGAGUAG